AGAAGCCUUUCAUCGCACUUCCUUAAAAAUCUACUCUUUUACUAAGGGGAAAAAUUUGGAUUUUCUCUCUCUCUAGACUUUACUUUCUCUCUCUAUAUCUAUUCCCUGUAUCUAUACAUCGAACCUCCACGCUCUCGUCUCCUCUUUCUUCCCCGCCUACGAUUUCGCCAUCUACAUUUCUAAUUCAAUCCCUAAAUCUCUCCAACACUUGCCCUUGUAUUCAAAUCUUCCAAUCUUCCCAUCUCUCUCUUUCCUCUCCAAAGUUUCAAUCUUUUUCCUCUUUCCGCUCGGAAAAACCCUAGUUUUUACUCUCUGCUUCAAACCCUCAUUCUGCACCACCCUACGGGGAUUAGGGGCACUGUUUAAAUCUUUAUUAGAUGAAUCCCAAGUCAUUGACUUGCUGAUUCUGUAAAAUUUAGGUUGUAUUUUUUUCCAGCUUGACUGCACACUUCCUCCUGUGGUCCAAUGUUGGUGGCAGUAUGCAGAUAAUAGUUUGGAGAGAUGCAAAGGUAUCAUGCUGGCAGCUGCACUAGUGCAGUAAGUAAUAACACAUUUGGUGGGGCAUCAGGCAGGGAUACAUCUAGAGCUGACGCCACCACAAUACCAACAAACUUCUCCAGAAGAUCAUUGCAACUAACAUCAUACAAAUUGAAGUGUGAUAAGGAACCUCUAAAUUCUAGACUUGGGCCACCUGACUAUCAUCCGCAGACGCUUAAUUGCCCUGAAGAGACACUCAACCGAGAUUAUGUGCAAUCUGGUUACAGGGAGACAGUUGACGGGCUUGAGGAAGCUAGAGAAAUUUCAUUAUCACAGGUUCCGGCCUUUUCAAAGCCUGUCAUAAUUAAAUGUAAAGAGGCAAUCAGAAAAUGCCACAGAACAAUCAAUGAGUCUCGGGCUAAAAAACGGAAGGCUGGGCAAGUAUAUGGAGUACCGCUUGAAGGUUCACAACUGGCUAAGAUUGGGAUCUUUCCUGAUCAAAGGCCAUGUGGGGAAGAGCCCAGAAAGAGAUGGAUUGAGGGUUUAUCCCAACAACACAAAAGACUGCGGUUAUUGGCAGAUCAUGUACCUCAUGGUUACAGGAAACGAUGGCUUUUUGAAGUUCUUAUCAGGAAUAAUGUUCCAUUGUUACGGGCAACUUGGUUCAUAAAAGUAACUUAUCUUAAUCAGGUUCGUCCUGUAUCCUCUGGUUUAUCCUCAGGGGUGCCUGACAGAACAAACUUUUCGCGCUCAGAGCAGUGGACAAAAGAUGUUAUUGAUUAUAUGCAGUGUCUCUUGGAUGAAUUUGUUUCAAGAAGCAGCAGUCAUUCUUCUGUAAAUAUCAGAGAUCGGUCACCGCAAAUGGUUUAUGCAGGAUCAAUACAGAUAAAAAAUGACCCAGCUUCUACAAGUGCUGAUGUUGGGGAGCCUUCACUGCAUUUUAAAUGGUGGUAUGUUGUGCGUAUUCUACAAUGGCACCAUGCAGAAGGAUUGCUUUUUCCUUCUCAUGUUAUUGAUUGGGUUCUCAACCAACUACAGGAUAAAGAGGUGCUUGGGCUUCUGCAGUUGUUACUACCUGUGAUUUAUGGGUUCAUAGAAACUGUUGUCUUAUCCCAAACAUAUGUACGUGCAAUGGUGCGAAUAGCUAUUCAUUUUAUCCAAGAAACUUCUCCUGGUGGUUCUGACCUUGUUGACAAUUCACGUCUGGCAUAUACAAUGUCUGCACUUGUUGAGAUGCUUCGCUAUUUGAUACUUGCUGUGCCUGAUACGUUUGUUGGUCUAGAUUGUUUUCCUUUGCCUCCUUGUGUGGCAAAUAUAGUUACUGAUGGAGGUCUCUUCUCAAAGGUCUCUGAAGAUGCUAGAAAGGUGAAAAAUGGUCCUCUUGAAGUUGCUGGAGUGCUUAGAGACAGAGUUCCUGAGGUUCGCUCCGAGUCUUUGUCUAUUGAUCGUGUUGUUUCUUCAAUUAAGAAACGUGCAGAUAGUCUUGCAAAAGCUUCAAGACCUGACCAUCCAGGUCAAAAUGCUGCCAAAGCUUUACAUGCGCUGGACAAAUCUCUUGUAAAUGGUGACUUGCGAAUAGCAUAUAAGAUUCUGUUUGAAAAUCAUUGUGACGGUGUUGUUGAUGAAAGCUGGAUUACAGAAGUUAGCUCUUGUUUGUUUUCAUCCCUUAAACAUAUUGGGACAAUGAAUCUCUUGUUUAUCUGCUCUGUAUUCUUCAUUUGUGAGUGGGCAACAUGUGAUUUCAGGGACUUCCGCUUUAGUCCACCUCGUGGAUUUAAAUUCACUGGUAGAAAAGAUUUUUCUCAGAUAUACAUUGCAAUACGGCUUCUGAAGCUGAAGAUGAGAGAGAUGCAAAGUUCAAGCCAUUUCAAGAAUGAAAACAUUGUAAAAAUUGAGAAUGUUGGAAAAGAUCCUAGUCAGCAAAAUAACUUCUGCAGAAGUUUUGGUUAUGGGGUUGGUGAGUCUUUUUACAACUCAAAGACUGGGGUUGGUAAAAGCAAGGAUUUUCUAAGUUUGUUUGACAGUCCAGGCCCUUUGCAUGAUGUUAUUGUUUGUUGGAUAGAUCAACAUGAAGUGCUGAAUGGUGAAGGGUUGAAGCGCCUUCAAUUACUUAUUGCAGAACUUAUUAGGGCUGGACUUUUUUAUCCUCAAGCCUAUGUUAGACAGCUGAUUGUUAGUGGAGUCAUGGAUGUGAAGGUGCCUCUUGUUGACCCAGCAAAACGGAAUAGACAUUGUAAAAUCUUGAAGCAGAUGUCUGGCUCUCAUGUCUAUGAUGCUCUAUUAGAGGCUCAAAUUGCUGAACCCCGGAUACUUUCAGAUUUGAUGAACGUUUAUUCCAGUGAACGUCGUUUGGUGCUUCAUGGGAUGGUUGACCACUAUAAAAGUCCUAGUGGAGCAAGUGGUUCACGCAUGAAACAUAAACAAGUUCUUGACUCAGGAGGUGAGAAUGCUUCCCCACCCUUUGUUGAUCCGUGUAGAUCUGUUCAGUCAGCACCAAGUGCUCCAUCCAAAAAUAUGCACAAAUUUGUUGAAGUUGAAGAGCUUAAGGCUUCUGUUUGUGUGUUGUUGCAAUUUCCUAGUUCAUUGUUAACUGAAACAGGACUCCAUGAGUCUCAGAAAAAUGUUAAGAAGCAUAUUGUGUCAUCUACGAACAGUACGGAUAUAACUGAAGGAACACCCGGAUGUGAAGAGUGUAGAAAAGCAAAAAGACAAAAGUUAAGUGAAGAGAAGAGCUCACAUGUGAUUUAUCCACAAAAUCCAUCAGACGAUGAAGAUAGUUGGUGGGUGGGAAGGGGCCAUAAGUCUGUUGAGUCAUUUAAAGUAGAUCCACCUCCUAAGCCAAGCAAGCAACCCUCCAGGGGUCGGCAAAAGAUUGUCCGGAAAACUCAAAGUCUCAAUCAACUAGCUUCUUCUGCCAGGAUUGAAGGCAGUCAGGGAGCAUCAACAAGCCAUGUUUGUGAUAGUAGAGUGAGCUGUCCGCAUCAUAGAUCUGGCCUUGAAGGUGACCCUUCCAAGGCAGGAGAUGGAACUAAACCGCAAAGAUUUGGAGACAUUGUUUCAAUUGGGAAACUAUUAAAGAAGCAGAGAGUUGUGGAAAAAAGAACGAUGACCGUGUGGUUAAUAGGUGUUGUAAAGAAGUUCAUUGAAGAAGCUGAGAAGACUCUAGCCAAGGUUGGACAGUAUGGUAGACCAUUCUCGACUGCGGAUGACCAAGGUGGUAUACAAUGGAAGCUUGGCGAAGAGGAGUUAUCUAUGAUGUUGUAUCUGAUGGAUGCUUGUAAUGAAUUGGUUUUAGCAGUCAGGUUUCUUUUGUGGUUGUUACCGAAGGUGCAUGGUGCUGCUACUGCAACAAUCCAUGGUAGUAGGAGUGUACUGGUGAUCCCGAGGAAUGCAGAUAACAAUGUGUGUGAAGUUGGCGAAUCAUAUGUCUUGUCAUCCAUUCAGAGGUAUGAAAAUGUCCUUGUUGCUGCAGAUCUUAUUCCGGAAGCAUUGUCUGCAGUAAUGCAUCGUUGUGCCGCCAUUGUGGCAUCAAAUGGAAGAGUUUCAACCUCACCUUCCUUGGGUUAUGCUAGGUACCUCUUGAAGAAAUAUGGCAGUGUGGCCAGUGUUGUUGAAUGGCAAAAGAACUUCAAAUCAACACAUGAUAAGAGACUGACUUCUGAACUUGAAUCUGGAAGACUUUUAGAUGGUGAGUUUGGAUUUCCGCUUGGGGUACCAGCAGGGGUGGAGGAUUUAGAUGAUUUCUUUCGCCAAAAGAUAAGUGGAGUUCGUGUAUCAAGGGUAGCCUUGACCAUGAGAGACAUAGUACAAAGAAAAGUAGAUGAAGCUUUUCAAAUUUUUUAUGGCAAAGAGAAAAAGCAUUUGGGUGGUGUGAGCAUAGUUAGAAACCCUUUAUCUGAAAACUGGGAUGAUGGGUAUCAGAUAGGUCAACAAGUGGUAAUGGGAUUAUUAGAUUGCAUGAGGCAGACCGGUGGUGCAGCUCAGGAAGGUGAUCCUACUUUGGUCUCAUCUGCUAUAUCUGCAAUUGUUUGUAAUGCUGGACAGGUAAUUGCAAAAAUUCCUGAUCUAGCUUCUUGUAAUAAUCAUCUGAACUCCUUGGUCACUUCCGAUCCAUUACAAAUUGCACGGCGUAUCUUGCGAGUACAUUUAACCUGCCUUUGCCUACUAAAGGAAGCACUCGGAGAGCGUCAAAGUCGUGUCUUUGAAGUUGCUCUUGCAAUAGAAGCUUCUUCUGCUGUGGCACAAAAUUUUACUCCUGGAAGAGCUCCUCGUUCUCAGUUUCAGCUGUCUCCUGAAUCCCAUGAUCUCACUGUUAAAUUCGGUGCUGCUGUUUCUGCUCUUGUUAUUGGAGCAAUACUUCAGGGAAUCGUGAACCUUGAGAGGAUGGUUUCCCUCUUCAAAUUAAAGGAAGGUCUGGAUGUUAUUCAUUUUAUAAGGAGCGUGAGGUCUAAUUCAAAUGGGAAUGCACGCUCAGUUGGGGCUUUCAAGGGUGAUAGUUCAGUUGAAGUUUCUGUCCACUGGUUUAGGGUUCUUGUUGGGAAUUGUCGGACAGUUACUGAUGGAUUCAUUGGCGAUUUACUGGGAGAUGCUUCUAUUAUAGCUCUAUCAAGAAUGCAACGAACAUUGCCUUUGAGCUUAAUUUUUCCUCCUGCCUAUUCGAUGUUUGCAUUUGUACUCUGGAGGCCAUUCAUUCUUAGUUCCAGCCUCGGAGCUCGUGAUGAUAUCCAACAACUGUAUCAGUCUUUACUGUUGGCCCUCGGUGAUGCCUUGAGGCAUCUUCCCUUCCGUGAAGUAUGUCUGAGAGACACUCAUGGCUUGUAUGAUCUUAUCGCUGCAGACACAGUUGAUACCGAAUUUGCAUCCUUUCUAGAAUCAAGCGGUUCAGAUAUGCGUCUCAGGGCUUCUGCCUUUCUUCCUCUUCGUGCGAGAUUGUUUCUAAAUGCACUUUUAGAUUGUAAACUGCCACCGUCAAUAGGUCAACAGGAGGAUGUUAAUAGGAUUUCGGUACAAGGUGAUUUGAAAGUGCAUUAUUCGGAGAAGGCAAAGCUUGUACAUAUUUUGGAUACCUUGCAGCCUGCGAGGUUUCAUUGGCAAUGGUUGGAGAUUCGACUGCUUUUUAAUGAACAAGCUGUGAUUGAAAAAUUGGAUCGGCAUGAUACUUCUUUGGUCGAGGCUUUGAGGUCUCUCUCACCGAAUUCUGAUAAAGCUGCUGCUUCUGAUAACGAGGGCAACUUGAUUGAAAUAAUUCUUACUAGGUUACUUGUCAGACCCGAUGCGGCUGCUCUCUUUUCCGAGGUUGUACAUCUUUUAGGACGGUCGCUUCAGGAUGCAAUGCUAAAGCAAGCUAAAUGGUAUUUAGAAGCCCACGAUGUUCUUUCCGGGAGAAAAUCUGUCCACCAGAAGCUUUUUAGUGUUGCGGUGACUAAAGGUCUGUCAACGAAGCCUCAAUAUCGGAGGCCGUGGGGAUGGUGUGCCCCCGAUGUUUCUUCUCUUGAAGAAGGAGAAGUAGUUGAUGAGGUGAUGGCCUCAAAGCGGUCUGGUAGAGGGUCCGGUCAUUUUCAGGAUGUUGAUGGCUUCCCCGUUGCUCACCAGCAUAAAACUCAGAGAGCUUUUGUUGAAUUAGUUCUUCCUUGUGUGGAUCAGGCUUCUGAUGACACUCGGAACAGGUUUGCUGCUGAUAUGAUCAAGCUCAUUAACGCCAUCGAGCAGCAAAUAAACACCGUUACUCGUGAAGCGAGCAAGCCAGCUGGAGCUGAUAGUCCAACAACGAAAGUGAGUAGUCGCAAGGGUUCUCGAGUUGGCAGUCCUGGAUUAACGAGACGGACAACUGGACCAACUGAAACUGUACCACCUUCCCCCGUGGCAUUGCGAGCGUCCAUUUCAUUGAGGUUGCAGCUCAUCCUGAGAGUACUCCCUAUAAUAUGUGCAGACGGAGAACUGUCGGGGCGGAAUAUGAGAUACACGCUUGCUUCAGCAAUAAUGCGUUUGCUUGGAAGUAGGGUUGUAUAUGCUGAUGCUGGCCACUGCUUGAACUCCACGUUUAGUUCGAAAAGAGAGGCAGAUUCGUUUAUGGAGGUUAGUGGUACCACUUCGGAAGUUGUAAUGGGGGGAAGCCUCUUCGAUUGUUUGUUAUUGGUGCUACAUGCGUUGCUGAGUAGCCACCAACCGAGUUGGCUGAAGAUGAAAUCGAGCUCGAAGUCAGCCAGCGAAAGUAGCAAGGACCACACCGCCUUUGAUCGUGAAGUUGCAGAGUCUCUCCAGAACGAUCUGGAUCAGAUGCAAUUGCCCGAUGUAAUUCGUUGGCGCAUCCAAACUGCGAUGCCGGUUCUAUUCCCUUCGGUUCAGUGUUCGAUUUCUUCUCAGCCUCCAUCCGUAUCGCCUGCUGCUCUUGCAUCUCUUCUACCUAGCAACCCGAUAUCUGUAUUACAAUCCGGUGUGACAAACUCGAGCCAGAGGAAUCCUACUUCUUUACUUAGGGCAGCCACUAAUUCGGCCGGGAAGACCAAGCAAUCACCGCUGCCGCCUCCACCGCAAGACCAGGAUCUCGAAUUCGACCCGUGGAUUCUUUUGGAAGACGGGGCAGGGUCAAGCCAGUCAUCGAGCAGCUCUACCAUAGGCGGGAGCGAUCAUUCCAAUCUGAAGGCCGCUGGCUGGCUCAAGGGCAGCGUACGGGUGAGGAGGACCGAUCUCACUUACGUAGGUGCAAUUGACGACGAUAGCUGAUUUCAAGUAAACAAAAUCCAUUUUCCUGUCUCCCAAGAACGAACGCCCCACUUCCCCGCCAAGUACCCAUCAUCCUAUUCUAUCCGCCUUUUUCGCCGGGAAGCGCCAUUUCCGGGGGGCCUCCGCUUCGCCUUUAAGACGUGCACCGAGCUGCCAUGACCGACAUUCUUCUGCAAGAGCACAGAACUAGAACUACUACUCCAUGGCCCUGCCCCAACUACUAACCCUUUUGAUUAUGGCCAUUUUCCGGGCUGUGUAAUUCUUUCGAAGCAGGUUCGUAGGUUUGUUGUACAUAUUAAAAACAUUAUUGUUUCCCUUUCUGUUUUUGUUGUUUUGAUGAUCUGAACACCUGAUUAAAGUACCCCACCCCAGGAAUGAUCUGUAGCUGUUUAAUGCUCAGCAAUAUCAUCUCAUGUUUCUCCAA
Molecule: messenger RNA, 7624 nt
Organism: Ipomoea triloba (trilobed morning glory)
Lineage: Eukaryota; Viridiplantae; Streptophyta; Magnoliopsida; Solanales; Convolvulaceae
Product: mediator of RNA polymerase II transcription subunit 12
Exons: 13
Coding region: 502-7200 (2232 amino acids)
Biological process (GO): regulation of transcription by RNA polymerase II
Cellular component (GO): mediator complex
Molecular function (GO): transcription coregulator activity
Source: RefSeq, a predicted model, not a curated record